CAAGUUAUCUUUGUCUUUUGACUGGACUUGGUUUGCUGGUUUUACAUGUUUUAGCUCUGAUGAAGUCAGACAAAAACAUGGGAUGUUGGCUAACGCCCAAUGACUCAUACCGGAAGUACAAAUGUGUAAAAAGCAGCGUUCUGGCCAUUCCGUUUAUGGUCUGUUCAUUGAAAUGCUGUUUAGAGCACAGAUGUAUCGGAUUAUACUUCAAGGAAAUAAGUGAGGAAUGUUACCUAAUCAACUCUAUUGUGAAAGAGGAAAACUGUCCCGAUUUGGACUGGAACAGCUGGAAAGCAUACAAGAAACAAAAAGUCCUUGGAGAGUGUGUCCAAUAUCUAGGCCUGGCGGUUAACCAAUACACCCCAGAGCAAACUCAACUGAACUUUGUUCCGGGUGGAAACGGUGAUAUUGGUGGCCACAUUGUAGUUGGAGUUUAUACACAUAUUGUGCUACGAAAGUUUUCUAGAGUUCGAGGAUUUGCCAUACAAGGAAGAUGGCGAAAUGAAUCGUUAGAGUCUUGCUGUGAUGACAGGGUGACGUACUAUAAUCUACAUGCUAGUGUUGACUGUUACAACUGGAUCUGGGCGGAUAACAAAACCAAUUUUGAAGCUAAUGUGAUUCCGGACGCCGGAAAUGAAGCAGUAGUGAAUUUGUUCCAGACGCCCUUUGAUGUCGCCUGCUUAUCUCUUUAUCCCACAAGUCAUCAUGGUGAAAGGAUAGUUCGUUUUGAUAUGAUUGGUUGUGAACUUUGACGUCAUAGUAAAUUUAACUCGGAUGUAUACAAAAUAUUUUGAAUCUCA
Molecule: messenger RNA, 800 nt
Organism: Ruditapes philippinarum (Manila clam)
Lineage: Eukaryota; Metazoa; Mollusca; Bivalvia; Venerida; Veneridae
Product: lactadherin-like
Exons: 5
Coding region: 60-752 (230 amino acids)
Source: RefSeq, a predicted model, not a curated record